Messenger RNA from Toxorhynchites rutilus septentrionalis, 1320 nucleotides. Its product is annotated as protein 60A-like. Gene Ontology annotation, biological process: SMAD protein signal transduction; BMP signaling pathway. NCBI's taxonomy places the organism in Eukaryota, Metazoa, Arthropoda, Insecta, Diptera, Culicidae. The record is from RefSeq and is a predicted model, not a curated record. The transcript has a single exon. Gene Ontology annotation, cellular component: extracellular region. Gene Ontology annotation, molecular function: cytokine activity; growth factor activity. The coding region runs from base 1 to 1320 and encodes 439 amino acids.
AUGUUUGCUGCCACGAUCACGCUCACGUAUUUCCUGCUCGCCGUUCCAGCGACUCAGGGGUUUUCGACAGCCUCCGGAUUCUUCGUAGACAAUGGGAUGGGCCAAAUGGUACGUGAUCCGAGCCGUUCCUUAGGAAAUCAGCUGGAAAUCGAACGCGAGAUACUGGAUCUGUUUGGGUUACACGAACGAGUUGCGUCGGACAAGCAUAAUUCCGGAUCGUUGAAGAAAUCCGCAUCGCAGUUCUUGCUAAACGUUUACAAUAAAUUUACCGAUCAAAAUGAAAACGACGAUGCCCAAACCGAUGAUCGUAAAAGGAAUCGACAGAAACGCAGUGAUAAUUACUUCAAUCGACACUUGUUUACGGUUGCGGAUGAACGAGCAAUUGAAGAGAGCGACGUCGUUAUGUCGUUUUUGAACAUGGGAGUAACCGAGUUAUCCAAUAAUAAUCAUAGAAGACAUAAUCAGCGGUUGUGGUUCGAUAUCAAUGAGAAUGGAAAGGAUUGUGACUCGCUGUUGUAUGCCAGCUUGCGAAUCUACAAAAAUUCUUCAAUCGACGAUUGGUAUGCUAUUGUCAGCGGGCGAUUUAUCACCGUAAUAGUAACGGUCGUCGGGGCGUGGGAUUCGGAACAGGAGGAAUAUUAUCAGGAACUAAUGAUAGAGCAAACGAUUCUCUACAAUUACGAAGGUUGGUUGGAAAUUAACGUCACGAAUGCGAUGGCCAGAUGGAUGGCUAACGCCAUCGGUAAUAAUGGAGUUUACAUAGACGCGAUUCAUACCGAAAGACCAGCGAAGAAUGUUCAGCCUCAAGAUCUAGGACUUGUACUGACUAACAAAUUUGGUCGAUUCCAGCCGUUCGUGGUAAGCUACUGCCAGAACCAUAAUAUGGUUAAACCUUCUGGUCACGAACGUUCCAAAAGAAGUGUGAAGAAGAAACAACACUCGAGAGCCGCAAAGAAGACCAUGAGAUUGAAGAACCCCUUUUCGGAUCGUUGGUCGCAGAAGGAGAAAAGUUGUCAAAUUCACACGCUUUAUGUUAGUUUCCGGGAUCUCAAUUGGCAGGAGUGGAUCAUUGCGCCGAACGGGUUCGAGGCGUACUUUUGUCACGGAGAAUGUAUUUUCCCGCUAAACUCACAUCUGAACGCUACGAACCAUGCGCUCAUCCAAACGCUCGUGCAUUUGAUACAACCAUCCAGCGUUCCGAAACCGUGCUGUGCCCCGACGAAGCUGCUUCCGAUUUCGGUGCUCUACCAUGUUGACGAUACGAAUGCGAUCUUGAAGAAGUACAAGGACAUGGUGGUGAAGAGCUGUGGGUGUUUAUAG